Molecule: messenger RNA, 1768 nt
Organism: Cladophialophora immunda
Lineage: Eukaryota; Fungi; Ascomycota; Eurotiomycetes; Chaetothyriales; Herpotrichiellaceae
Exons: 1
Coding region: 117-1367 (416 amino acids)
Biological process (GO): mitochondrion organization
Cellular component (GO): SAM complex
Source: RefSeq, a predicted model, not a curated record
CGUGUCACGAUCAACCCACCGUAUCCACUAAGCCCAAAGGCGCAGUUUGCAAUUCCGUCGGAGUAUUUACGCGGUUGACCUUUUCCUCGAACCACGGCAGAAAAUGUUGCUCGAAGAUGGUGUUUGAACUGCAUAUCUGGGGCCCAGCAUUCGAGCUUGCUUCUAUCGACGCCCAAUGCCUAGCUGCGAUCAUCUACCUGCGCCAAUGCCUGCAAUCUGACCGCUGGGUGCUGAUUCCCUCGAGUGAAGCACGCGUCAGUCCCCUUGGAGAACUUCCUGCCUUGCGCGAUGGCGAGACAUGGGUCGCUGGCUUCAGCAAUAUAGUCGACUAUCUACGGGAUGUCUCUAAUGGCGAACAAGACCUUAACAAAGACCUCAAUGCCCAGCAACAAGCAGACUGCGCAGCCUUUUCAGCCUUCAUUACUUCACGCGGCCAACCUCUCCUCGACCUCAGCCUGUACGUGAGCAGUGACAAUUAUCUGAAUUGCACGAGACAAGCUCUCAGCGAUAUCUUGACAUGGCCAAAUAGCUGGACUGUGCCUCAUCAAUGGCGCGCACAAGCAAAGAAGAGAUCGGAACACUUAGGUCUAAGCAGUCUGGACGUGGACAGUGCACAGGAGGAGGAGAACAAGAGAGCGGAUGCAGGGUUGACUGCGCACAUACCAAAGUCUCUCCGAAAACCCAGGCAAACAGUUACGGGGCUACUAGGCCGGCACCAGCAAAAGAACCGAUUUCGAUUGGAUGCUGUCACCGAAGAUUUCUUUGAGCCGCUGAGUGAGAUGCUGGGGGAGAAGAAUUGGCUUUUUGGCGAUCAGCCCAGCAGCGCCGACUGUCUGGCGAUUGGCUUUCUGGCCCUGAUGCAGACGCCAGCGCUGGAGCAUGGAUGGCUGCGGGAGUCUCUACAGGCGAAACAUGCGAGUCUAGACAAAUGGGUGAAGAGUCGGAUUGCGGAAGUGUUUGGUCCGCCGGUCGACACCUCUUUGGUUCUGGGGCGGAAGCCAGGGGUUGUUGCCGCCGAGUUGUCAUUACCAUGGCGAGUACCUGCUUCAAGGAGCUUCCCGCAGCUCUUGCAGGCAGUGUUGGAGGGGUGCAUUAGCUCGAUCCCUGCCAUAGGAUCUCUGCAUGGGAUCUCGGAGAUCGGCAAUACGCGUGGAACAGGUCGAGAACGAUACCGCGAGAAACAAUUGCAGCUGGCGAGGCUGCAGCGACAACGAGACGUGUAUCUGGGGUUGAUGGCGUCGACAGUGACGACGAUGGGUGUGGUAGCAUGGUUGGUGUAUCAAGGCCUACUGCCGGUGCCUCGGUGGGGACGUCCUGCAUCCCGGAGACGUGGAUUUGGCGAAGCAGGUGCGCUUCUUGGGCUGUGAUGAGGGAAAAGGCGAUGAUAUCUGCACAGAUUAGAAUGACUGCCUAGUCUGGACAGGAGCAGCAAUUCGGGACACUGCCCACUUUCCUCUCCAGGAGCCAAACAGUACCGCGAAGGGGAUAAGUCGAUCAAAAGUGAGGACCUUAAGAUGGGCGGACGCCAAGGAUACAGCCUUGUCAAAUACGUCGAUGAUGAUUCGCUGACUUCGAUGGGGGGUGGACGGGUACCUGCCGCUGCAAUGCCUGGCGAUGGCGACAUUGGCCCAACCAGCUGCGCGUGGGGGUCAAUCGCUGCAAGCCUCGUCCAAUGAACUGCCCUCAGUCUUUCCUCACCUUAAGGUCCUCACUUUUUGUGUCCAUAUGCUUCUCCCCCUCUGCUUCACUGGCGUCGGCGUCAGCUUCG